AUGGAGACUCUGCACCAGCAAACUGCUGUUAGGAAAAGGAAGGAGAGGAAAAGGAAGGAGAGGAAAAGGAAGGAGAGGAAAAGGAAGGAGAGGAAAAGGAAGGAGAGGAAAAGGAAGGAGAGGAAAAGGAAGGAGAGGAAAAGGAAGGAGAGGAAAAGGAAGGAGAGGAAAAGGAAGGAGAGGAAAAGGAAGGAGAGGAAAAGGAAGGAGAGGAAAAGGAAGGAGAGGAAAAGGAAGGAGAGGAAAAGGAAGGAGAGGAAAAGGAAGGAGAGGAAAAGGAAGGAGAGGAAAAGGAAGGAGAGGAAAAGGAAGGAGAGGAAAAGGAAAGAGGAAAAGGAAGAAGAGGAAAAGGAAGAAGAGGAAAAGGAAGAAGAGGAAAAGGAAGAAGAGGAAAAGGAAGAAGAGGAAAAGGAAGAAGAGGAAAAGGAAGAAGAGGAAAAGGAAGAAGAGGAAAAGGAAGAAGAGGAAAAGGAAGAAGAGGAAAAGGAAGAAGAGGAAAAGGAAGAAGAGGAAAAGGAAGAAGAGGAAAAGGAAGAAGAGGAAAAGGAAGAAGAGGAAAAGGAAGAAGAGAGGACAGACUGUCUCAAACGCCGAGGCAGAGACCAGGGGUGGCAAGGAGAAGGGGGCAAGGAGAAGGGGGCAAGGAGAAGGGGGCAAGGAGAAGGGGGCAAGGAGAAGGGGGCAAGGAGAAGGGGGCAAGGAGAAGGGGGCAAGGAGAAGGGGGCAAGGAGAAGGGGGCAAGGAGAAGGGGGCAAGGAGAAGGGGGCAAGGAGAAGGGGGCAAGGAGAAGGGGGCAAGGAGAAGGGGGCAAGGAGAAGGGGGCAAGGAAGACAGGGCGUGCGUGUGCGGGUGCGGGUGCGGGUGCGUGUGCGCGUUUUCAAGCGACUGACGACGCGUGCGAAAGGCGCCGGUGUGAUGCAAUGCACUGCACUACAAGGCUACAUGCGGAUAGAUUUUGUGUGGCUGCAUAUGGGAGAAGACCCGGGCUCGUCAACCGCAAAUGGCGGGGAGGAAGGAAUGUCCGAGGUGUCCAUGACGGCCGACCCAGAGGUCAGGAUGGCGAAAGGAGCCGUCGACCCACCUGGGGACGGGGAGGAUCGGCGGCAGGCUCGGGGCAGUGGUGGUGACUCGAGGACCACGCCGGUACCCGAAGGAGGUGGCGGAGGAGGAGGUGGCGACGAGGGCCGACGUGGUUGGAAAUGUUUCGACCGCCUUCAUUAA
Messenger RNA from Schistocerca piceifrons (Central American locust), 1221 nucleotides. RefSeq names its product vicilin-like seed storage protein At2g18540. The record is from RefSeq and is a predicted model, not a curated record. Bases 1 to 1221 code for a protein of 406 amino acids. The transcript has 4 exons. Lineage: Eukaryota; Metazoa; Arthropoda; Insecta; Orthoptera; Acrididae.